Molecule: messenger RNA, 1860 nt
Organism: Chilo suppressalis (striped riceborer)
Lineage: Eukaryota; Metazoa; Arthropoda; Insecta; Lepidoptera; Crambidae
Source: the annotation of a GenBank genome assembly
AUGGGGUUAACAAGCAACACCGGUUUGCUGGCAAGUGUAACGCCUAAACAUCCACUGGAAAAGCAGAAGAACAACGUGGAGUUACGAUGCGAAGUGACCCCGGCACCUUUUAUGCUGCGGCCCUACGCUGGCUUGUACAACCCCUUCCACCACUCGUGCUCCGUGCUGUGCAACCAUCCUGCCGAUACCGAAGCCAAGGAGUUUGUCAAGCGUGUCAAGGACAGCUGGCUAUAUGAAGGAAAAGCACAUUAUAUUAACGAAGAUUUAUCAAAGUUUCAAGAUGGUGCAGAAAAAAAUAAAACACCUCACGAUAUCGUUACUGAGGACAUGUUUAGAAGGUACACGGAGACUGACUCCAGGCCCCAUACUCCCGCGCCCACUCUGGCCAGUGGUAAAUCCAGGGGCUCUCGGAGGUGCCUCACUCCCGACCAACCGCAUCAGAGGACGGCUAUCGUUCUGGACUUGCGAAGGAGUCACAGCCAGGAAACUCUUUACUACCAUGCCACGUCUGACAUGACGGCUGGCCAGACGACCAGUGCCACGAACGACAGGUCUACGCUACCCUCGUUGAAUCUAUCGGAGGGCGCACACAACCGCCUUGCUAAAGGCCAGUGCGAGCAGCUUCCACCUUUGGCGUCGCCCCUAGUUUUGAGCCAGAGAACGCAGCCGGUCAAGGACACUUUGACUGUUAGGGCGCCUAAGAAGACGCAACUGAAGGCGCUUAAUUUGGGCAAGGCGAUAAAAAAGAACAAUCAGAAUAAAACAGAGACGCCAGUUUCACAGCGAUCUAAGGCUGAAAAUGACGUAAAUGAUGAAGGAGAAUCGCUCAUGGUCAACGGUGAUGACGGAGGUGGCGAAGGUAGGAGACGCGGCAAACGACGCCGCAAGGGUCGACAAGGCAGCGACCGCCUCACCUCUGCUGGACUUGCGGCGCAAUCGCAGCAGGAUCCCGAGACACAGAUCGCCGGUAUCGGCACCGACUCCCACAACCCCAGCUCUCGUGGGUCCAUCGCAGUGGUCCCGGAUGAUGACGUCAUCACCCUACCGGUCAUCAAGGUAGCCGGCGGAGGCGCCAGGAAGACUGAUUCCUUCCUAGACGACGAGAUGCUGAAGUACCUGCACAGAGAAGUGGAUGAGGAGGCGAUUGAAACGGAGUUCGAUACUAAGAGGCGUUACGUAUUGGAGGAAGCUUUGCGCACCCGCCCCGAUAGGCCGCACGGGCGCGAAAUGCAAGCGCUACUUCGCGAACUGCAGGUGCCAGCCAUGAGCCUCGGCGACUGGCUGCAUACACCGCGCGUCUUCUCACGACAAAACGCACAGUUCUCGCUGCCUAUUGACACGGCUGCUUUACAGACUCUAACUCCGAUGAACUACGCAGCGAGGUUCGUAACGAUAAAGAAAUCGAAGCAGUUACUCUACCUGACAGUAUUGAGGAAGUUCAGGGAGCGAGGAUACCGAAUGCCUAUCAAGGACAUAGAAGAAGGUUUAAUGCUGAUGAUGGGUGGUAUCCUCAGCACGGCACAAGCAGAUCAGUUCAGGAGUACGAUGGAGUGGGAAGGUUACGUCGAAGAGGAGAGCAUACCGGACGACAUCAAGCUCACCUUACUCGACACUGGGUACAAGAAACCUAUAGGUGGCAACGGCGACAAUGGAGAAUCUUAUGAGAACACGUUGAAAUUCCGAACAUGGUGCGGUCUGUGCGCCAUUUGCGAAAGAAUGUACGGACGCUUCCCACCUCGAGAAAAGGAUCCGCCUGAUGGGAUCGAGCUGAGUGACUUCACCAUGGUAGAAACAAAGUUAAUUUUAUUAAAAGUACACAAAGGUCUAGUAGAAAUUUUGAACAAUAUAAGAGAAAGAUAA